AUGCUGUCUCGCGCCGCUCGUCCCACCGCCAGGGCUGGCNNUCCCAAUGCCGCCAACUUCGCCACUCUCCGUGAAAUCGAGGGUCGUCUCAAGUCCAUUCGCAACAUCGAGAAGAUCACCAAGACCAUGAAGAUUGUCGCCUCGACCAAGCUUACCCGCGCCCAACGUGCCAUGACCUCUUCCCGCGCCUACGGCCAGGCUUCCCAGCAGGUCUUCGACGAGGCCGAGACCAAGCCCGUCGAGGGUGCUGAGGGCAAGACCCUUUUGGUUGUCUGCUCUUCCGACAAGGGUCUCUGUGGUGGUAUCCACUCGGGUCUUUCUCGUUUCGUCCGCAGAGAGUACGGUCCCAACCCCGAGAGCUACGAGCUCGUUGUUCUCGGUGAGAAGUGCAAGGCCCAGCUCGGCAGAUCCAACCCCAAGAACAUGGCCCUCAGCUUCGCCAACGUCGGAAAGGACGUCCCUACCUUCGCCGAUGCCUCCGCCAUUGCCGACCAGAUCACCCAGCUUACCGGCAACUACUCGAGCGUCAAGAUCCUCUACAACAAGUUCUUGAAUGCCCAGCAGUACGAGCCCACCGUUGUUGAGGCUUUCUCCGAGGACGCCAUCAAGGCUUCUGCCAACAUCUCCUCUUUCGAAGUUGACGACUCAAUCCUUGGUAACCUUCGUGAAUACUCGCUCGCCAACUCGCUCUUCUGGGGUCACGCCUGUGAGCAGUCUGCUCGCCGCAACGCCAUGGACAACGCCUCCAAGAACGCUGGUGACAUGAUCAACAGAUUCCAAAUUCUCUACAACCGUACCAGACAGGCUGCCAUUACCGGUGAGCUGGUCGAGAUUAUCACUGGUGCCACCGCAUCUGAGGAUAUGUAA
This is a messenger RNA of Aureobasidium vineae, 867 nucleotides long. Lineage: Eukaryota; Fungi; Ascomycota; Dothideomycetes; Dothideales; Saccotheciaceae. The record is from the annotation of a GenBank genome assembly.